UUUAUUUAGAUUUUAGUUCAAUUUUAGUUGCUCUUAAAGUUGCCAAGCAUUACAUAAGAAUGGAUUUAGAAGAGAACCAAUCACAAAUGUUUUCGAGUAUUUAUAAAUAUUUUGAAGAAGAAAAGAAAGUUAUAGAGAACAUAAAAUCAAUCACUACUCAAUUGAAUCAAAAAACAACAGAAAUUAUUGUUUUUAUUCAAGAUGUUCACUGUAAUGCAACUAACCAAGGAAUUAAAGAUAUAUGUGAAUUAAUUCAAAAUAGAAUUUUAGAAACUCCUGCAUAUAUUAAGACACUUUCAACCAUUGUUCCGCACAGAGAAUAUUAUAGAUUUCAUCACCACUGGAAAAAUAUUUUUCAAAAAAUUGUGUUUGCAUGUGCUUUCUGCGAAUAUUUUCAAUGUGGAAAAUUAAUUUCAAAUCAAAAGGUUGCUGAGAUAAUGCAAAUAUGUAACCAAGAAGAUUCAAAUGGUUUUCAUUUGGAUUUGGAUGAUUAUUUAAUUGGUGUAUUGGAAAUGGCCAGUGAGUUGGUUAGUUAUUUUCUAUCCAGUGAGUUGGUUAGUUAUUAUCUAUCCAUCUCGUCUAUCCGUAAAUAAUGUUAUUGCAGGUAACUAUGAACAACCUGUUAAAAUAGGUAAGUUUUUGUGUGAACUUGAUAGAGCUUUUCGAUUGCUCCACUUAAAAAAUGAUGCAGUGCGGAAACGUUUUGAUGUUUUAAAGUACGACCUAAAAAAAGUCGAGCAAGUAGUAUACGAUCUGCGAAUUCGGGGUUUAUUAAACCAGGCCAAUUCUUGAAUUUAUCAAGACUCCAAAUCUUUAAAGCAGUGUUAUUUCUUACUUAACCGAACUCCAUUAGAUAUGAUCUUAUAAAAUUGAUAAUAGCAAGCAAGUCUUUGGA
Molecule: messenger RNA, 895 nt
Organism: Hydra vulgaris (swiftwater hydra)
Lineage: Eukaryota; Metazoa; Cnidaria; Hydrozoa; Anthoathecata; Hydridae
Source: RefSeq, a predicted model, not a curated record